This is a messenger RNA of Zalophus californianus (California sea lion), 3027 nucleotides long. It is a transcript of the gene OTX1, whose product is annotated as orthodenticle homeobox 1. Gene Ontology annotation, biological process: multicellular organism development; regulation of transcription by RNA polymerase II. Gene Ontology annotation, molecular function: DNA-binding transcription factor activity, RNA polymerase II-specific; RNA polymerase II cis-regulatory region sequence-specific DNA binding. The coding region runs from base 503 to 1567 and encodes 354 amino acids. The record is from RefSeq and is a predicted model, not a curated record. The transcript is spliced from 6 exons. NCBI's taxonomy places the organism in Eukaryota, Metazoa, Chordata, Mammalia, Carnivora, Otariidae. Gene Ontology annotation, cellular component: nucleus.
CUCACCUCGCGUUCACAUACCCGGGGAGGGCAGUAGAAAGGUGAUCAAUCUUCAUCAGGCUACAUUUCCAAUCACCUAAACAACCCGGCAAGACAAGCCACUCCGACAAGGUUGGCUGUCCCGCGGGUCUGUGUGAGGGCGCGAGGUAGAUGGUGAGCGGCCCCGGCAGCUGAGGGCAGCCUCCGCCGGGACGACAUUGUCCGCAGCCAGGACCCGGCAGAAGGAAGGACCCGCUCGCGUUCGCGAAGAAGGGCCUGCGGCCGUGGCGAGGCGCCCCUGACCUCCCGCCGCGUCUUAGAGCCGCCACCUCUACCGUGGCCCCUUCUGCGUCUUCUGGCCGCCUCUGCGGGCCCUGGGCCUGUAACUGCGGUUCAGGUGUGGUGGGAUUCCCGGCCGGGCCCCAAGACGCAACAGAGCUUGAAAGACUGCGCAGUGGGAGCCCCGCACUGCGCCUGGCCCAGGCCCCCUGGAUCCGUCCGGGCGCCUCCACCCGGCUGUUAGCAUGAUGUCUUACCUCAAACAACCCCCAUAUGGCAUGAACGGGCUGGGCCUGGCCGGGCCAGCCAUGGACCUCCUGCAUCCUUCCGUGGGCUACCCGGCCACCCCGCGGAAGCAGAGGCGGGAGCGCACCACCUUUACACGCUCGCAGCUGGACGUGCUCGAGGCGCUCUUCGCCAAGACUCGCUACCCUGACAUCUUCAUGCGCGAGGAGGUGGCGCUCAAGAUCAACCUGCCAGAGUCCAGAGUCCAGGUCUGGUUCAAGAACCGCCGUGCCAAAUGCCGCCAGCAGCAGCAAAGCGGGAGCGGGACCAAGAGCCGCCCAGCCAAGAAGAAGUCGUCCCCCGUGCGGGAGAGCUCGGGCUCGGAAAGCAGCGGCCAGUUCACGCCGCCCGCUGUGUCCAGCUCCGCCUCGUCCUCCAGCUCGGGCUCCAGCGCCUCCGCCAACCCAGUGGCGGCAGCGGCUGCAGGCCUGGCCGGGAACCCGGCGGUGGCAGUCCCGUCGUCGUUGAGUACGCCGGCUGCUUCAUCCAUCUGGAGUCCGGCCUCCAUCUCGCCGGGCUCAGCGCCCGCGUCGGUGUCAGUGCCCGAGCCGUUGGCCGCGCCUAGCAACGCAUCGUGCAUGCAGCGCUCGGUUGCAGGCGCCGCCUCGGCCGCAGCCUCUUACCCCAUGUCCUACAGCCAGGGCGGCAGCUACGGGCAGGGCUACCCUGCGCCCUCCUCUUCCUACUUUGGCGGCGUGGACUGCAGCUCAUAUCUAGCGCCCAUGCACUCGCAUCACCAUCCGCACCAGCUCAGCCCUAUGGCACCCUCCUCGAUGGCCGGCCACCACCACCACCACCCGCAUGCGCACCACCCGUUGAGCCAGUCCUCAGGCCACCAUCACCAUCAUCACCACCACCACCACCAGGGCUACGGCGGCUCGGGGCUCGCCUUCAACUCUGCCGACUGCUUGGAUUACAAGGAGCCUGGUGCCGCCGCUGCUUCCUCCGCUUGGAAACUCAACUUCAAUUCGCCCGACUGUCUGGACUAUAAGGACCAAGCCUCAUGGCGGUUCCAGGUCUUGUGAGGCCAGGAGUGGAAGGAAGAGGAGAAGAAACUCAACUACCUGCGCCCUCCGUGGUCCCCGUCCUGUUGCUGCUGCUGCCACCGCCCGCCUUCGCCUCGGCUUCUGCAGACCUGAAUUUUCAUGCCCCUAAAAGAUGCCCUUUGCUUGCACUGCCGCCCUCAUCUUUCUGCCACUUGUUUGGGGGAUGUGCAGACCCGCCCAACCCUUGGAUGAAGGGACCGGUGCCUCGGCUUGGCCCGCAAGUUCUAUAUGGGGAGAGCUGUGUGCUCUCCUCCUCAACCCCUAACGAACUCCUAAGCCACUCUCCUCCAGUCUUUCUGGGCAGUUAUUAUGCACUUGCAGACUUCGGAGGCUCUUUGCUCUGACUCGCUGUUUGAGCCCUACCUAUACUUUUAUUUAUUCUUUCUGGACACUGGAGUCCCUAACUGGCAUGUGUCUGCCCAUUGGAGUGUACCCACACUCCACCCCAAAUCAAAACAACCACUAAGUGUUUCUCGCUUGCAGACUACCGCUCCUUCAGAGGCCCUCGCCCCUGCUCCCCGCCUGCAGGCCAGACCUUCCCGGCGUUUUCUCCUCCCCAGCAGGGUGCGCGGGGACAAGGCCCGAGGGAGGAGCGCGCCCCUAGCCUCUCGCGCACAGCCCCGCCCGGCGUAGAACUGGCUCAAGCUUCCGCCUCGGCGGGAAUGCUGUACAUAGUCCGGUCCGUUACAGGGACCACUUAAACUUUUUAGUUGCUAUUGGUUGAACUGAACAUAUCUCGUCUUAGCGCCCAGGAAAUAGAACUUUAAGAUAUAUACAGCAUAUAUAUACAUAUAUAUACACACAUAUAUAUAAAACAAAAGCAAAAAAUAUUUUCCCUCUCCCCCUUCCUCUCUUCCUUAAACGAUGGCGCUUUUAUUUUUUCAGUUGUUGCAAAGCUGACCUGCCCUCUCACACCUUCUCCCUCUGUGUAUUUAUUAAAGAGAACCUUUUGGUUCCAGGAAGCUGGGCGCGGAGGGUCGGGAGGGUCUGAGAGUCUGGAGGAAACAGCCAAGUCAGGGUACGAGUGAGGGGGCUAGGCUGGGCGGGGACGUAGGACUGAGCCCUUCAUCAGGUCCAAGCACAGAGUCGCAGUUCCGGUUUAGAGACCAAUCACAAAAGAAAACAAAUAAAACAAAUAAAAAUGCGGCAUUAUGGAAAAACAAACAAACCCAUCCAGGCCCCAAACCCCAGUUCCAAUUCCUCUGUCGGCUUCUCUCUUUUUAAACAACCCUGUUUUGUCUAGUGAGUUUUUAGUGCACCUUCAUUCUCCGAAAUCUGCGGAGAGCCCGCGCCUGUGUAUGAAUUUUGGCUUUGGCCUUUUCGUCCAGUAGGUGGGAAAGUAAUUUGUAAAUUUGAUUUGUCCGAUGUGAAGAUCACAAAUUACUUGUUUGAAAUGUAAGGCAGUCCCCCUCCUCCCCCUUUAUCUACAUUAUUUCCCG